AUGGGCAAUGCCCGCAACAGCUAUUCAGCCCCUGGAGGAUCAUCUGGUCGAGGAUUUGCAGGUGGCGGAGCAGGUGGUGGGCUCUCUCAUAGGGGCUCUUCUUUUGAUGCCCUCUCCAGUGGUUCUUCUGGUGGGUUAUCCAGUGGGCAGUCAAGUAGGUCUUCCGCUGGAUAUGCUUCUAGAGGACUAACUGGUAGACCAGGACCUGGAUUGAAUGGAGGCUCAUCCCAGCCAUGGCCUUUCCCAGGCGUCCUGCAAGAGGCUAUUGGGGGGAAAAUAGACUCAAACCUCAUUGCCGAAGGCUCUGGAAGUUACUCAAAUGCUAGAUCAUCUGGACCAUUUGGAGGUGGAGCUGUAAGAGGAUCAGAAGCAGGUUUUAGCUCCAUUGGUUCAUUUGGAGGCCGUUCACAAGUAUCUGAUGGAAGCAGAUCUGGAAGCCAUGUUGGAGGAUCUACAAUUAACGGUUUUGGAAAUGGAUUUGGAGGUCAUACCGGAGGACCUGCUAGUAAUGCAUUUGGUAGUCAUGCUAGAGGCUCUGCUGGAAGCAGAGUUGGAAGUGCAGUCAGAGAUUCUUCUGGAAGCAGAUCUGGAAGUUAUGCUGGAGCUGCUGGAAGUGGACGUGGAGGUCAAACUACAGGACUUGCUGGAAGUCAUGCUGGUAGAACAUUUGGAAGUGGAUUUGGAAACCAUGCUGGGGCAUCUGCUGGAAGUGGAUUUCCGAAUAGUUUUGGAAGCUCUACUGGCACAGGAGGAUUUAGCAAUGGGCUUUCUGGUACCUCCUUUGGAGGUAGAACCUCUGGUGGAAGCUUUGCUGGAUCUAAUGGUUAUAACCCACCUCACUAA
Messenger RNA from Macrobrachium nipponense, 843 nucleotides. RefSeq lists its product as uncharacterized. The transcript has a single exon. Lineage: Eukaryota; Metazoa; Arthropoda; Malacostraca; Decapoda; Palaemonidae. Bases 1 to 843 code for a protein of 280 amino acids. The record is from RefSeq and is a predicted model, not a curated record.